Moneuplotes crassus is the source of this 503-nucleotide messenger RNA. NCBI's taxonomy places the organism in Eukaryota, Ciliophora, Spirotrichea, Euplotida, Euplotidae. The record is from the annotation of a GenBank genome assembly.
UAUAAAUAUGAGUUCACUGUUGUUCAGGCGCCAGCUUACCAGAACAAAGAAUAUGAGGAAGUUAGGGUUAUUCCCAUACCCUCAUACUUUUAAUAAGGACAACCCUGCCUUCUUAAAUUACCCCAAGGAGGAUAGGUACAGCCAAAUUCAGAGAAAUUUUAACCCAGGAGACAUGCCUCAGCUUGCUUAUCAAAACGUGAGGAAGUUCCCAGAUUGGUAUAAGCCAUAUCUUAAUAACUAUUAUUCUCAUGGAUUCCUAGCCGUAUAUUUCCUUGCAAUGGUUGUAUACACUUGGACUUACAAGCAAGAGAUUAAGCUAGUCAAAGGAAGAAAGAAAAUUAUCGAUUAUGAUCACAAGGAUUGUCAAACGUUCGCUCAGAAGAGAAAAAGACUUUAUGCUAUAGAAAGAAUCGAAGCAGGAGAUGAACAAUGGACAAGGUAUCUUGAGCCUAAAGCAAGAAAUGAGCAUCAUCAUUAAUAAAAACAAUAACAAAUUAUUUCAA